UUCCAGUCCGCCGAGUCUAUGAUUGGUAGUUAUCAGCCAGGAGUAAUAAAUACAGGUGAAUAAUUAUUAAUAGCAAUCUCUAAGACUUUAAAACCUGCCGAGGAAAGGUGUUAAGUGCAAUGAAUUAGGAAUGAUUGGUGUCCUAUUUACCAAAUGCACAUCAGACCAUUGCAAGCAUCUCCGCCCUCCCCAAGCUCUCCUGCGAACAGCGAUCGCCAUGGUUAAGUGCGCUCUGCAUAUCCUGGAUGCAGAACAGAUGUCACGUGAAGUCGGAAAGAGGCAGCCUAAAAGCUGGAAGGCAAAGGAGCUGCCAAGAGACGCAGCUUUAUUGGUGGAAGGGGGAAGCACCAGGGAAGAAAUGGCAGCUCCCUGGCCCUUGCCCGUCCGCUCAGCUCCUGCAACCUGCACACACUGCUUCUGGAAAGUGGGGUUUAUUUGAAAGGAUUUCAGCCCUGGGGAGAGGUGCCAGCUUGGACAGCUCUGGAACCUGAGUGUCUCUGGGUAUCAGGGCAAACCCUGCCCCUGUGCCAAUCUGGUGCAACUCCCUAUCCCGGGGAGAAGGGCGAGCUGUGUCACGGCCAAGUCUGUAUCCCCUCUGAGGAGCUUGCCAGCAAAGGAGCCAGUUAGUGCCCAUGGUUCUGAGGAGCAGAGAUGUGGCCCCUCUAGGAACUGAGAAGGGACCCACUGGCCAUCAACAGAUGGGAACAAGGAUCCAGCCAGAAGCUUGUUGUUCGCCCCUGGAGUCAGUAAGGCCCCUAGUUGUCUGCGAGGCUGAUGGAUUCUUGGCUUUACACGUUUAGGCACAAGGGCUGCUGCCAACCAUCCCACCUAGGGCAGAAAGAGGUUUCUGUCCCUGUGACCAGUCGCUGGCCCUCCGAGAUGUGGGGACCUUCCUCUCUCUGCAGUGGUGUGGAAAGAUAAGCACUGGUUAUUUUCCCAGCAGCUGUGUGUCUCCUACUGCAGCUGAUCAGGUGUUAAUCAGCCCAUCACUCCACCUCUCUGUGUUCAGGCCUUGGCCCUGCCCAGCAUACAGACUGGAAGGUCUUUGGGACAGAGACGUGGGCUUCAGAACUGUCUGCAAAGCCCCUGGCACACAGCUGGCAUUGGAUAAAUAAUAAUGUUUGCACCUCUUCGCAUCUGACAGCCCUGCAGGUCUCUGCUUCCAGGUGCAGGACGGCACUCUGGGGGUGACAUGCCGCACCCUGGGCAGAGACAUCAGACAGCACAGGGCCCAGCCCCCACUCACGUCCUCCAGACAGGAGCUGCGUGGUGCACAGCUCCCAUAAGCAGUCACGCCCGGAUUGUGCAGUUGUGGCCAGUCCCAUGAGCCCCCGACACAAAUGCUUCUUAAGCCCAGCGCAGCACUUGUCAAGCUAAAACUCACCUGCAGGGAACGCUCUGCCCCUGCCUGACUGUGCCUGGGGGCUGCACAGGGAGCUUGAGGAUGGAGCAGAUAAUACGUCCCCGGGCGAGCACAGCAUCGUCUCUUGCACGGCAGCGUAAUAAGGGGAGUAACCGAACAGGAUCCCAGCUAUUGUCUGGCCCCACGAGUCAGUGGGGUCCUUCCCGGUGCCACUCACCUGUUCCUUUGGCAUGACUGGCUGGGAGGGACGCCCUGUGGAUUUGGGCAGCGGUGGCUCAGCCGGCGCUGGGGCUGCCUUGUGAGGGCAGCCCUCUCCCCAACUCCUUCCCCUGCAAAUGUCCCCUCUAGGGCGACACGCUCAAUCAGAGCCGGUGCUAGGCAUAAGCAGAGUAAGCAAUUGCUUGGGGCUCCAGUGGCUCAAGGGGGGCCCCUAUUAAUUAUUAGUGUGUGUCGGGGGGGAGGGAAUAUUCCUGCUUAGGGCCCCAAUGGGCUAGCACCAGCUCUGCACUCAAGGUCCAGGGCACAGUGUGCCAGGGAUAAACGGGUGUGGGCGAGACCCUGGUGCCAGAGAAAUCAGUGGCCACAAUCCCAUUGCCGGCAGUGGGGCCAGGGGUUCACCCAGCCCGUGCAGGAGCAUAAAGUGUGCAAGGCGCAAACGCGGCGCAAGGAGCAAACGGGUGCAAGGCACAGAAGCGGCGCAAGGAGCAAACUCCUCCAAAGCAUAAACGCGUGCAAGGCACGCACGGGUGCAAGGCCCAGCCGCCAGCGGCCGGGGGGGGCAGCACUAAGACCCUGCGGAUCCGCCUGGCCCGGCCCCCUCCGCUCCCCGCCUUUCCCCAGACCAGAUGCCGGAUGGUCCCCCGGGCCGGGCAGCUCCUUCCCCUGCGUGUGCGGCGCGGCGCCGGGCGGCAUGGAGCGGGGAGGCCGGCGGCGGCUGCUGCUCUGGCUGCUGGCGGCGGCGGCGGCGCAGGGCCCCGCUCCGGCCGGCGCGCAGUACGAGGAAUACAGCUUCCGCGGCUUCCCGCCCUCCGAGCUCCUGCCGCUGCAGAGCGCCUACGCCGAGGCGCUGGAGCAGUACGAGGGGGAGCGCUGGGCGGAGAGCGCCCGCGCCCUGGAGGCCAGCCUGCGCCUGCACCGCCUGCUGCGCGACAGCGAGGCGCACUGCCACCGGGAGUGCGCGGGGGGCGCCGCGCCGCCCGCGGCCGCGCAGGAGGAGUGGGGCUGGGAGCUGGAGGUCUUCGGCCACGUCCUGCGGCGGGCCGCCUGCCUGCGGGGGUGCAAGCGCGGCCUGCCGGUCUUCCAGCUCCGCUACCCGCCGGCCGAGACGCUGCGCGACUUCCAGCGCCGCGCGCCCUAUCUCUACCUGCACUACGCGCUCUUCAAGGCCAAUAAGGUGGAGAAAGCCGUGUCUGCCGCUCACACCUUCCUGCAGAAGAAUCCCAAGCAUGAGAUGACGCUGAAGUAUAUGAACUAUUACAGAACCAUGCUGGACGUGGACGAGUACCUCGUGGACUUGGAGGCCCAGCCCUACGAAGCGGCGUUCGUGCGCUCGGUGAAGCUGUAUAACAGCGGGGAUUUCCGGAGCAGCAUUGCAGACAUGGAGCGCGCGCUGGGGGAGUAUUACAACGCCUACGAGAGCUGCCUGGCUGGCUGCGAGGGUGCCUACGAGCUGCGGGAGUUCAAGGACUUCUACCCGGCUAUUGCAGAUCACUUCGUGGACGUGCUGCAGUGCAAGGUGGAUUGCGAGGCCGACCUGACGCCCAACGUGGGCGGGUACUUCGUGGAGAAGUUCGUGGCCACCAUGUACCACUACCUGCAGUUCGCGUAUUACAAGCUGAACGAUGUGAAGAACGCGGUGCAGAGCGUCUCCAGCUACAUGCUCUUCGAUCCGGCGGACGAGGUGAUGCAGCAGAAUCUGGUCUAUUAUCGCUUCUACCGCGAGCGCUGGCACCUGGAGGAUGAAGACUUCAGUCCCCGCCCGGAGGCACUGCAGUAUCACAACCAGACGGCCGUGCAGAAGAAGUUACUGGACUUUGCCAAGCAAUAUCUGCAGGCUGACGAUGAGAUGGAGCUGGCUGCGGGCGUGGAGCCGGACGGGCAGGACCUGCCCUCGGACAGCGAGUUUGAAGGCCAAGGCGACUACGAGGAGGGAUUUUUCGCUGAGUGGUGGCAGGAGCCCAAGUCCAAAGGGGACAAAGCAGACCAAGAGAGGAUCCGAUGAGCAGCAUUCGUGGGGGCUGAGUGACAUCUUCAGCCGGGUCUCUGCCCCGACAGCCCUUCUGCCCCAUCAUCUCACCUGGGUCUAGGCCAAAGGGGCCAGGGGGCUGAUGGCCCCAAAUAACCUCUCCCUGUGGGAGCUGGGGGGCGAGGACUGCCCCGAGAGCAGGACUCAGGGCUCCCCCAGGCUCUGCCAUGUAUAAACACGGGCUCGCCCGGGGGUCCCGACGGGCCCGGACCUUCUGCCUUUGCCUUUUGUGCCUAAACCACCUUAAAUAAUCCAUGGACUCCUGGAUCCCAUUGGCCGAGCUCCGGCACCUCUGAACCAAUCCCAAGCCUCGCCUGCUCUUCCCAUGAGGCCUCACUUCACGGUACUUGAAUAACACCCCCUUGCCCCCCGCUAACACUUGAGAACCCCAGGGCCCGGCCCCCUGGCUGGAGAAUGAGGCUCCUUGGGGCAGGGUGGGGGUGGGUGGGAAACGGCCCCUCUGGGCCAGUCACAGGUGUGCUGGGGCUCCACAUCAGCUUCCAGCCAGUGGCGCUGGGGCUGCCUGGGGCGCUCAGCCGCUCUGCGUGCUUCGGGGUCUCCCGCGAGACCAGCCCUCGGUGAGGUUACUCUCCGUUAACUUAAUGGUUCCUGCUGGGACCGUUCCUUUUUAUAUUUGUGCUAAACUUUAAUAAAAUCCGGAUGGGUCCUUUCCCUGGGGCCCCCUGCA
Chelonia mydas (Green sea turtle) is the source of this 4296-nucleotide messenger RNA. RefSeq names its product prolyl 3-hydroxylase family member 4 (inactive) (gene P3H4). The record is from RefSeq and is a predicted model, not a curated record. Bases 2274 to 3584 code for a protein of 436 amino acids. Gene Ontology annotation, cellular component: endoplasmic reticulum. The transcript has 8 exons. NCBI's taxonomy places the organism in Eukaryota, Metazoa, Chordata, Testudines, Cheloniidae. Gene Ontology annotation, molecular function: protein binding; collagen binding. Gene Ontology annotation, biological process: peptidyl-lysine hydroxylation; collagen fibril organization.